This is a messenger RNA of Fonsecaea erecta, 1413 nucleotides long. RefSeq lists its product as hypothetical. The transcript is spliced from 2 exons. The coding region runs from base 1 to 1413 and encodes 470 amino acids. Gene Ontology annotation, biological process: translational initiation. The record is from RefSeq and is a predicted model, not a curated record. NCBI's taxonomy places the organism in Eukaryota, Fungi, Ascomycota, Eurotiomycetes, Chaetothyriales, Herpotrichiellaceae. Gene Ontology annotation, cellular component: eukaryotic translation initiation factor 2B complex. Gene Ontology annotation, molecular function: guanyl-nucleotide exchange factor activity; translation initiation factor activity.
AUGGCCCCCCCUGCAGCGUCCCUGACGCCGGGGUUUGCCAGUUUCCAAAAGGUCUUGUCGACGGAGCCGCUCGACGCUUCGACAACAUAUCUGGUUUCAUUGCUCAAGAGACGCCAAAUAAGAGGCUCCAAACGCUGCGCUGUUGUCACUACUCUCCUGCUGCUCCGCACCGUCGAGUUAACUAAACAAGCCGAUUCAGUCAGGUUGAUCCAAAGAGUCACAGAGGUGGGCCAAAAACUCAUCGAAGCCGCUCCUCAUGAACCCGCCGUUGGGAACAUCGUCCGCCGAGUCCUGGGCAUCAUACGAGAAGAAGACGAAGAUGACGCUGCAGGCACAAAAGGGGGGGACGAGUCGAGCUCGGUUGGUGGUGAUACCGACCUCGAUUCGCCUGCGACGCUGGAACCUCCCCAUUCAAGAUAUCUCUCUCACGCGGGCAUGAAUGGCGAUUCGCCCAGUCCUUCGCCUCACAAAGGCACGGCAAGCCCCCGACCUCCGUUGCUCAGUUCGCGCACUGGGGCGCCCGAGACUGCUCGCCCCGUCACCUCCAUGUUCAGCAUCAAUGCCCAUCCGACAAUGCGAAUGCUUGGUGGACAUGACUCGCCGUUGAGCCGCAGCGGUCAAGCCACUCCACAAAUGCAGGCUUCAGGAAUACUCCCGUCGAAUCUCCGUCCCGAAGUGAUAAAAGGCAUCAAAGAGAUCAUUGAUGAAAUCAAUGCCGCCGACGAUGAAAUCGCCACUGCUGCACUCGACCAGAUCCACCCAGACGAAACAAUUUUCACAUAUUCGUCUUCGUUGACGGUUCAGCGCUUCCUCCUUCGAGCCGCCUCCAAGCGGAAGUUUACGGUCGUCCAUGCCGAAGCAUAUCCCAACAAUCACCUCAAAACGCACGCCUUGCUCACCGGGAAUCAAGAAGCGGUAGCAGAAGAUGAGGAUAAUCUCCCCAACGACACGUUUUCCAAGACGUUGACUUCGGCUGGCAUCACGGUCAUCCUGAUUCCGGAUUCGGCAAUCUUCGCAGUCAUGUCUCGCGCCAGCAAGGUCAUUCUAGACGCUCACGCAGUUUUGACGAAUGGAUCUCUGGUCGCGGCGGCUGGAAGCAAGGCCGUCAUCAAGGCUGCCAAAUUCCACCGCGUUCCCAUCAUCGUGCUGGCAGCAACGUACAAACUCUCCCCAGCGUACCCUUACGAUCCCUUCAAGCUGAUCGAAUAUGGCGAGGCUGGAAAGGUUGUGCCGUUUCAAGCGGGCGAGUUGCGUCAAGGACUAGAAGAAGGAGCAAGGAAUCCACUAUAUGACUUUGUCGAGGCUGGCGACGUUGAUUUGUUCGUGACCAAUGAAGUGCCUGCUGUUGUGAGCACCGGUUACCUUUACAGGGUUGUAAGGGAACAGUAUCGAGAUGAAGAUUUGGAGCUGUGA